AUGAAGUUCAGCAUCGUACCUGUCGCGCUUCUCGCCGCCUUCGCCGCCAGCGGUGCUAUCGCCCAGGAUAGCUCGGUCGCUUCAUCCAGCUCAGUGCCUGCCUCGUCUGUUAGCAGCUCGAGCAGCGCUGCUCCCACCUCGAUGGCCUCCAGCUCCGCAGCCAGCGGUGGCUCCGCUGCCGUGAGCGUGUGCGACCCUCUCGGCGGUGACCCGCGCAACCGCCCCGCCGGUUGCCCUUACAGCUCUACCACCACUCCCCCCUACAACCUCAGCUCGCUGAUCUCGUACUUUAUCUACGGCUACACCCGUGGCCCCGAGGCCAAGUCGCCCGAUGAGGUCGCCAACCAGAUGGCUGGCUCGGUUCUGCAAUACUACCCGACCCUCACCGUGCCCAAGUCCGAGCUUGCUGUCUCAUUUGCCGAGGCCAUCUCGGCCACCAUCCAGGCUGUCGCUGAUGGUAAGCUCAAAGAGUCGGAUCUUCACGCUCCCAACGCUGCCGUUCCUGAGCACCUCAUCCAGUGGGGUGUUGCUGCCGCUGCCAUUGUCGCUGCCGGUGCCUUUGCUCUCUAA
Mycosarcoma maydis (corn smut) is the source of this 570-nucleotide messenger RNA. RefSeq lists its product as uncharacterized. The record is from RefSeq and is a predicted model, not a curated record. Lineage: Eukaryota; Fungi; Basidiomycota; Ustilaginomycetes; Ustilaginales. The transcript is spliced from 2 exons. The coding region runs from base 1 to 570 and encodes 189 amino acids.